This is a messenger RNA of Spirodela intermedia, 528 nucleotides long. NCBI's taxonomy places the organism in Eukaryota, Viridiplantae, Streptophyta, Magnoliopsida, Alismatales, Araceae. The record is from the annotation of a GenBank genome assembly.
AUGGCAUCAAGGGCCUCCUGUUUCCUCCUGCUCGCCCCCGCCCUUCUGUGUCUCCUCUCGUCUCCCUGCGUUGCAGAUAGCAUCCUGUAUAGCGGCAGCAGCCUCUACACCGGCCAGUCACUGAACUACGGUAGUUACUACCUCACCAUGCAGAGUGACUGCAACCUGGUGCUCUACGACGCAGGCCGCGCCCUGUGGGCCACCAACACCGAUGGCCGGGGAAGCAACUGCCGGGCGGCAAUGCAGAAGGACGGCAACUUCGUCGUGUACAACGGAAACAACAACGCCGUGUGGGCGAGCGGCAGCAACCGGGGAAACGGCAACUACAUACUCAUUCUGCAGCGCGACCGGAACGUGGUCAUUUACGGUGGCUCUAUCUGGGCUUCUGGCAGCAACGCAUACGGGACAGGGGUCACGAUAUCGGGCGCGCCCGCGGCCGUCAACGAUGACAUCUCAGCGCCGGCAUCGGUUGCCGGGAGGGAGCUGGACCUGGGCCGGAAGAUCAGCCUCGUCACCAACAGGGCAUAA